Carassius auratus (goldfish) is the source of this 1747-nucleotide messenger RNA. RefSeq names its product transcriptional regulator Erg-like. Lineage: Eukaryota; Metazoa; Chordata; Actinopteri; Cypriniformes; Cyprinidae. The transcript has 9 exons. The coding region runs from base 305 to 1654 and encodes 449 amino acids. Gene Ontology annotation, biological process: regulation of transcription by RNA polymerase II; cell differentiation. The record is from RefSeq and is a predicted model, not a curated record. Gene Ontology annotation, cellular component: nucleus. Gene Ontology annotation, molecular function: DNA-binding transcription factor activity, RNA polymerase II-specific; sequence-specific DNA binding.
AGUUUGAGAGGUCAGAUCUUCAUCUGUCCGUCUGUCUGUAACACACAUCUGUAUCCUGUCUCUCCAUCUUACACACAUCCAGAAAAACAUCAUUGUUUCAGUUCAGCUUAUCUCUGCUCUCCCAAAUAUCCUGUUUCUUCGAGCUGCGCGUCCAGAAGCAAUAGAAAGCUCUUCCUCCUGCAGGCUGACUUCACUUCCAGCUUUAGCACAAUCUCAUCCGCUCCGAACCGCGCUCUGCAGAACCCCGCACACACACACACACACACACACGGCAGCGGCGCGAGGACGGCCGUCCUGCUCCAGCAUGGCCAGCACCAUCAAGGAGGCGCUGUCGGUGGUGAGUGAGGAUCAGUCUUUAUACGAGUGUUCGUACGGAGUGUCUCAGUAUAAGACGGACAUGACGGCGUCCGCCGCCGGUGAAUACGGCCCAAACAAACUCAGUCCCAGAGUGCAUCAGCAGGACUGGCUGGCUCCGCCCCCUGGACGCAUCACUGUGAAGCUGGAGUGUGGCGCGGGAUCCAGGGCCUCUCCUGAUGUGUGUUCUGUGGUGAAGGGGAAGGGUUCUCCAGUGAUGUACAGCAGCUCUAUGGAGCCGAACACGUGGAGCAGCGAGCGCAGAGUGAUCGUUCCUGCAGAUCCCAGCCUGUGGUCAGCGGAUCACGUUCGUCAGUGGCUGGAGUGGGCCGUGAAGGAGUACGGGCUUCCUGAGGUGGACCUGUCUCUGUUCCACAGCAUUGACGGGAAGGAGCUCUGCAAGAUGAGCAAAGACGACGUCCAGCGUCUGACCAGCAGCUACACAGCUGACAUCCUGCUGUCUCACCUGCACUACCUCAGAGAGACUCCACUUCCUCACUUGACCUCAGAUGAUGUUGACAAAGCCUUGCAAAACUCCCCGCGGUUAAUGCAUGCUCGCAAUACAGGAGGAGCCAGCUUCAUCUUCCCAAACGCCUCCGUCUUCCCUCCAGACGCCAGCAGAGCAGACACCAGUCUCCACGGGCGGCGCUCCGGAUGGAGUCAGCCGGCGUCUGCAGCUAAAGGUCGGUCAGAAGCACAUGUGCUGCACACCAAAACCCAAGAGCAGAGAGUCCAGCUAGAUCCGUAUCAGAUUUUAGGGCCGACGAGCAGCAGACUGGCCAAUCCAGGUUCGGGUCAGAUCCAGCUGUGGCAGUUCCUCCUGGAGCUCCUCUCCGACAGCUCGAACUCGUCCUGCAUCACGUGGGAAGGAACCAACGGCGAGUUCAAGAUGACGGAUCCGGACGAGGUGGCUCGGCGCUGGGGCGAGAGGAAGAGCAAGCCCAACAUGAACUACGACAAGCUGAGCCGAGCCCUGCGCUACUACUACGACAAGAACAUCAUGACCAAAGUGCACGGGAAACGCUACGCCUACAAGUUCGACUUCCACGGCAUCGCUCAGGCCCUGCAGCCGCAUCCGCCCGAGUCCUCCAUCUACAAGUACCCAGCCGAGCUGUCCUACAUGAGCUCGUACCCGCAGAAGAUGAGCUUCGUGUCUCCACACACUCCGGCCAUGAGCGUCUCCUCCCCGGGCUUCUUCAGCGCUCCGGGUCCGUACUGGAGCGCUCCGGCGCCGGGACUCUACAGCGGCCCUCGACACCCCCCCGCACACAUGCCCUCGCACCUGGGCUCCUACUACUAGAGUCCCACCACAUCUCCAGAACACACCUGACUGGAGAGAGAACAUCUGCCAUCCGCUCGCGGAGCCUGGAGUUUAGCAGGAGUGUGAAAGUGU